AUGGGAGCUAAUUUAUCAAAGGCACUGUCCAAGUUAUUUGGAAGUAAAGAAAUGCGUAUAUUGAUGCUGGGUUUAGAUGCUGCAGGAAAGACAACCAUUCUUUAUAAACUGAAACUAAAUCAGUCAGUGACCACUAUUCCAACUGUUGGAUUUAAUGUUGAAAGCGUUGUUUAUAAAAACGUCAAGUUUAAUGUUUGGGAUGUAGGAGGACAAGACAAGAUUCGUAACUUAUGGAGACACUAUUAUACAGGCACACAAGGAUUAAUUUUCGUUAUUGAUUCUCAAGACAGAGAUCGUAUUGAUGAAGCUCGACAAGAGUUACAUAGAAUCUUGUCAGAUCGAGAAAUGAAGGAUUGCUUGUUACUCGUGUUUGCCAACAAGCAAGAUUUGCCUAAUGCCAUGUCACCCAGUGAAGUCACAGAGAAAUUGGGUUUAGACAAAAUGAAGGAUAGACCAUGGUAUGUCUAUCCGUCAUGUGCAACAACAGGGGAAGGUCUAUAUCAAGGAUUGAAUUGGUUAAGUCAGAAUGUAAAAGCAAAAUGA
This is a messenger RNA of Rhizopus microsporus ATCC 52813, 543 nucleotides long. Its product is annotated as ARF/SAR superfamily. NCBI's taxonomy places the organism in Eukaryota, Fungi, Mucoromycota, Mucoromycetes, Mucorales, Rhizopodaceae. Gene Ontology annotation, molecular function: GTP binding; GTPase activity. The record is from RefSeq and is a predicted model, not a curated record. Gene Ontology annotation, cellular component: cytoplasm. The coding region runs from base 1 to 543 and encodes 180 amino acids. The transcript has 3 exons. Gene Ontology annotation, biological process: intracellular protein transport; vesicle-mediated transport.